This is a messenger RNA of Racocetra fulgida, 694 nucleotides long. The record is from the annotation of a GenBank genome assembly. Lineage: Eukaryota; Fungi; Glomeromycota; Glomeromycetes; Diversisporales; Gigasporaceae.
ACUCCAUCUACUUUUUAUGAUCAACAUGUAACUUCGCCAGUAAAUGAUAUAUCAAUAAACGGUUUUAUUGAACCUUCGUAUAAUUAUCAAUUUGGCUUAGAAAAUGAUGAAUCAGAAUUAAUGAACAACAAUCAAGAUGAAGUCAGCGAUCAAAAUGAACUUUUUGACACCGAUUCCUCAGAUGAAGAAAAUAAUAUGGCACCAUCUGGAUUAUAUAAAGGGCAAAGCUUUCAAACAUGGGAUGAAGCUGAAAAGUAUCUUGAAGAUUAUGGAAGAGAAAAAGGGUUUAGUAUUCGUAAAAAACGAAGUGAAAGUAUUACUGAAAAUGGGAAUAAAGUUAUGAUUAGAGUUAAUUGGGAAUGUAGUUGUGCGGGUAAAUAUCAACCAAAGAAAGUCUUAAACCCUGAAAAACAUCGCAACAGACAAUCUAAAGCUACUGAAUGUAUGUGGAAGCCUAUUGGCCGGUUAUUGAAAAGCAAGUUCCCGGGAACAAAAAUCUAUCAAAAAGCCCUUUACAAUGCUAUUCAAGUUGCGAAAAAACAUUCAAUAAAAAGAAUUGAAUUUGAUGCAUCUGAUCUCAUGCGUUAUUUAUAUUCAAAAUGUAGUGAAGAUUCACGAUGGUUUGUAGAAAGUAGGUUUGAUGGGCCUGAGCGAAGGUUGAGUGAAUUAAUUUGGCUAUCACCUGACCAACAAA